Molecule: messenger RNA, 4967 nt
Organism: Drosophila hydei
Lineage: Eukaryota; Metazoa; Arthropoda; Insecta; Diptera; Drosophilidae
Product: mediator of RNA polymerase II transcription subunit 1-like
Exons: 4
Coding region: 112-4584 (1490 amino acids)
Biological process (GO): regulation of transcription by RNA polymerase II
Cellular component (GO): mediator complex
Molecular function (GO): transcription coregulator activity
Source: RefSeq, a predicted model, not a curated record
ACAGCAUUGGUUCUUUCUGCUGAAAAAAAUGGACGCAGAAAAUAUGUUGGAUAUGCAAGUUCUAUAAAUAAUUACUAAAUAUAGUUUUAAUAAUGUGAAAAAUCGAGGAAAAUGAGCGGAAGUCAUUCAAGAAACAACAGCGGAGCCGGCUAUAGAGGCCAAGCACCCAUCACAAUGCCCAUACCAAGCAUUGAGGAAAAAAACAAGCAAAUGCAACAGGAGACGCUUAUGGAAAAGCUACGUGCCAAGUACCGCAACAAGCCAAAGAGCUACGAGGAUAUCAAGAAAUCUGUGCGCAUGUACUUCAUAGAAAAGCACUAUCCGCUGGACCCGCUUUGCAAGGCAGCGCUACAGUCGGCAUUAGACAAGCUGCAGCACUACAUCAAAGUAACAUCCCGACACGGUCUUGUGGAGCGUUUGGAGAGUCUGUCUCGCCAGCUGGGUCUCAAAUUCAUGGAAGAUCAGCAAAUGCUAUUCAUUUCAACAGACAUGUUCUACGUGGAGAUCCUGCUUGAUGCCAGUGGAAACCUUAGUGAUGUCAAGGUCCACCACGAGUGUAAAAUUGAGCAGCAAUCUAAUUCGAGUGCCAGUUCCUCAGAGUUGCUUAAUUGCCUGAAGGCAGGCGACUUCGCAGACUUUACAGUCCAGCUGGAGGGCCUAUCGUCCAUUUACCAACUGAACGCCGAGCCGAAAGUCAAGAAAAAAGCCUUUGUAGCGCUACAGGCCAUGGAAACGGACAUUUUCAGCCUCUAUCAGCACCAGCUGCAGCAACAACUUAGCAGCAGCAGUGACAGUUACUACAUCAUGAAUAACUCAUCGGUGGGCUUGGUCCUACCGCGUCGCGGAGGACAUCCCAUGAAGCUGACCUACUUCUGUCCGCCUCUUCACCUCAUCGAGAAAAAGGUGAAAGGCGAGAAUGUGCCCACUUCCAGUGGAACUGCAAGCAAGGACUUAAGCAUUGAGCAGGUCAUAAAAAGCCCCAACGGACUCAGCGCCACGCUAAAUCUCGAAGCCUCGUCUGCUAACAAGCUGCAAAUUCUGCCUAUUGUCAGUUGCAGUAGUGAGUCUGGGCUGCCUCUAGAGCAACCCGUCUAUGCGCCGCUCACGCAGAACAAUUCAAUGCUGAUGCCGGCUACCUAUGUUCUGCGUCUCAGUAAACCCAUGCCCGUCUGCAUAGAGUCACUGCGAGCUUUGGGUCUCCCUGGCCUUUCAAACGUAGCAAACGAGGAAGCUACGACAGUAAUGAAUCUAAUUGUGCAAACGGCCUCAAGGCACUUAAUAAAGAACACCCAGAAAGGCUUGUAUGUGAAUCUUCCGAAGGAGACGCACUGCUACUUCUUCACAGACAACCGCAGGCUGAAGGGCACUCUGAUAUCGUCGCUGCCAUUCACGGAGCCUGCGCAGGUACUUAAAAUAAUUGCGUUCCUCAAGAAGCAGGCGCUCUUCUACACGCUCCUCUCCAGCUGCGUCAGGGAGCAACAGAAACAAUACAAUGACAUGGACAGCACGGUCAUUUUGGAAGUAACUGCUGUUUCGCUCAGUCAGAUCACAGUGGAAUUGCAGCAUCCGUACGAGGAGUCGCUCGCCACGGUUGAUUUUCUGCUGGAGGACGGCCAGGCAACUUGCACCAUUUACUGCCUGAGCAAUGAGUAUGAAGAGCUCUCCCAGAAGCUUACUAGAACAGUGCGUCAGGUGCUCUCAAUUCCGAUGGUUAUAUAUAAGUUGCUUAAGUGCUGGGAUGAGGAGCAUGAGCAAAAGCUGCAUGGCAGUUUGGCCCCUGGAGCUGGCACAGGGAGUGGAACAGCGGGUGGACUAGGCAGGAAAGGAGGAGGUGGAGUUGGAGGUGGAAGUGGCGGAAUGCAUGGAACAAGUAACUUCGGACAGUUCGCAAUUGAAGCAGCAGGAGAGGGCGGGAUCGGAACUAGCGGCGGAUUCAGUAGCCUUUCCAAUCUUAAAAUUGACUCCAAGGUUCGUUCCCUAGCUGAUGCAUUCGCUGCAUCUACUUCGGCUGCUGCGGCCAUUGCGGGCCUCAUGAGUUUGAAGCGUGAAACCGAUCCUCAAUCAACUGGAGCAAAUAGCUCUGUUCUCCCCUCCUGCUCUGGCUUGGAGUCCAAGGCCAGCGACCAUGAGAUCGCCGACAAGUACAAAAAUAUUUGGAAAGAUAAAACGCCCAACCUGAAGCACUGCGUCAGCAUCACUCCCAUUGCUGGCGAUGGAAAAUCGCCGCUGCAGCAACAGGUGGACGUGCAGCGUACGGGCGGAAUUGAAAUCAUCCCACUGAAUGCGCCAGCCAAUGUGGGCAGCUCUCCGAGCACGGGGUCUCCGGCUACAACAAUCACCAUCACACCCAUCACUGGAGGUGGCAAAGAGACGAGCAAAGAGGCAAAAAAGCCAAUUUCCAGUGGAAAUGCUACUAAACGGCCUCAUGAGGUCACCUCCUCUUCGAACCCGAACAGUAGCACUUGCGGUAGCACCUCCAGCGAUGCGCAGAAGGAAAAGAAACGCAAGAAGAAGCGAGAUGACUCGCCCAUGGGGCCUCCUGAGAAGGUAUAUUCACGGCAGAACUCGCCUGCGGCUGGCGGGAUGGUGGAUUCUUCGGCAGGAAGCGGCGUUGUGCGCAAGUUUUCGUCGCCCUCUACUUCGUCAUCAUCCUCGCCCAAGGGAGGGAGCGCUGCAGCUGCAGCGGCUCUGGGUCUGAUGGCCGGCCAACCGUCGGCACGUCCCAGUCCGAAGCACUCUCCUGUGUACAGCAGCCCAAAGCACAACAGCAGCAGUAACACUGCCUCGAAUAGCCCCAAAUCGCCAUUCGGCACCCUCUCGCCCAAGCAUGGGUCCUCCGGCAAACCGAGCAUGUCCACUCUCAAAAGUGCAACAGCGGCCACCAGUCUCAGUCUCAGUCCAAAGGGCGAGAAGUCCAUGACAACAGGCGCCGGAAGUGGUUCCAGCUCUACUCACGCCAUUCCUUUGGCUGCUGCUGGUUCUGGCUUGGGGUCCAGUGGUAAUCCUUCCAUGCUGCGGCCCGUGCCACCGCUGGCUAGCAGCAGCCAGUUGCCUGCUGCUAUAAAAAAAGACAAAUCCAUCGCCAGUAGUUCCACAUCUGUUGCUCCACCGGGAGUCGCGGCUGCAGUAGCUGCGCUGAAGAGCUCCCAGCAGCAACAGCAGCAGCAGCAGCAGCAACAGCAACAACUGAAGUCAUCUGUGGCCAGCUUAUCGCAUCUAGCCGCAGGUGGAAAUCUGGGCAGCUAUGGGGCUCCAGCCGUGGCCGCCUUGGAGCUGAAUGCACUACGCAAGGGAAUGGCGGGAGCGGGAGUGGGAUCGGGAUUGGGCGCAGCUGCGGGAGCGGUAGGUGCGGUUAGUUCGAUGACGUCGACAGCAGCUUCGACGGCAACCAUCCAAACCACAACAGCAGCGGAUUCAUCGGGCACCGCAACAGCAGUGGUGGAAGCGGGAGCGGCACUGGGAGCAGCACAUGCAACAACAACAACAGCAGCAGCAACAACAACAACACAGCAGCAGCAGCCGCAGCGAGCAGUGCCACAUAGUACCGACAAUUCUAGUUGUACGAGCGGCAGCUCCACUACGGGAGCAGUCUCUGGCCUCUCCACGGGAUACAUGGUGAAGCCAAGCAGCCAGGAAGGCCUUAAACUGACCAUCAAUAAAACGAGUAGCGGGAAGAGAGAAAGCAAAGGCGGAGCAGCUGGGUCAUCCGCGACCUCGACUUCGUCGUCCUCCACUAGCAGCAAGAAGCAACACACGGGCUUAAAGCCAGGCGUCAACAGCGGACCAGCCUCGAAGAAGGCGCUUUCAUCGGCUUCCAGUACAGGGGCAAGCAGUUCCAGUUCGAGCAAACAUCUCUUUCAGAAGGCGAACUCCUCUGGGAAUCUGAGCAGCAAACUUUGCGGCUCCUCGUCUUUAGGCAGUGGUUUGCCUUUAACAAAGAGCAACAGCACCAACUCCUUCCAGGAGCAUAGUGUGCCUAAGCGCCGGCCCAGUAUGUGUAGUCCGGGAACUAGUGGAGGCGGUGGAGGUGGAUCGCAGCGCAAGUCAUCAUUAACGGGCCAUGGAUCAGGAUUGGGACCGGGAGGGGGAGCUGGUAGAAUGUCACCAGCAGCGUUGAGCGGGUCGAUGUCACAGCCACCGCCGCGCUUCGAUCACCACACAGACAUGAUGACCAUUCUACAAUACGCCUCGCCCACCAUGGCAGCCAGCAUGGAGGGCUUCAUCAAGGGACUGCACAACAAGUUUCAGAUACCCAAAUUGUCUCAGCGGCCAAGUGGCAACAAUGGCGGAGCUGGACAGACUACCAGCACCACAGAUCCAUCGUUAGCAGCAGGAACAGCAGCUUCGUCUUCCUCCUCAGCCUCCUCGCUGGAGCAGCAACAGCAGCAGCAGCAGCUUAACGUGGAUUUAAAUGCCUUAGCAACCAGCCUGACGACUACAUCGAAUAGCAGCAGUGGAGGGCAGAAGCCAUCGACAGCUUCCUCUGCAACGAGCGAUAUGCUGCUCAACCUGACAAGCACUGGCACAAUAGGAUCAGGUGAUGGCAUCGACGAGGAGCUGCUCGCCAGCUUGGCAGGCGAAUGACAGCUCGAGAUGGUUCAACCACUCUUUGCAAUCCCAACUUAGUUCAAAUAAUGUGUUAAAGGCCUUUGGCUGUACUCUGACAACGAGCUGUUCUUUAAUAGUUUUAAGUGUUAGUAUGAUGGGCUUAUCAAGUGGCUGCCUUAACUCAAAUGAAUGCUGUAUUAUCUUAUGUACUUUCUUAAUUUAUAUAGUCAUGAUAAAUAUAUGAUGCUUUGGAACGUUAGUAGUCAGCAAAAUAAAUUUGUAUGAAUGCUCUAGACUGCGAUUGAGAAAAUGUGUAAACAAAUGUAGGGGUUAUCUGAUGCGGUUUGCAGUUCGACGCUGGAGGCUUGUGGGUUUGAGCUCUCAACGAACAACAUAGGCGCGUCAGAAACCUGAGAAGC